This is a messenger RNA of Caenorhabditis briggsae, 336 nucleotides long. NCBI's taxonomy places the organism in Eukaryota, Metazoa, Nematoda, Chromadorea, Rhabditida, Rhabditidae. The coding region runs from base 1 to 336 and encodes 111 amino acids. The transcript is spliced from 2 exons. The record is from RefSeq and is a predicted model, not a curated record.
AUGUUCAAGAUCAUCAUCGCCCUCUCCGUUACACUAACUAUAGCUGUUUUCGCUGCCCAAUUCCGUUAUUACAUCAAGUCCGAUCUUCUGUCUGCUGGAAUCUCCGAGCCUUCUAUUGAUAGAAUUUCGAUUAUUGAAAAAGACUUUUACACUGACAACAAGCCAGCUCUAGGUCAACAAAAGGAUCAUGAAACCAUGGCAACUCCAUUCAAACAGUUUAUGGAAAAGGUUGGAGAAUUCAUGCAAACUCAAUUUUCUGAAGAUCAAAAAACUUUAAGGAAGUGUUUUGAAGAGAAGAAGGCCGACAUUGAAGCCAGAAUGGCAGCUGCAAAUUGA